Molecule: messenger RNA, 333 nt
Organism: Sphaerulina musiva SO2202
Lineage: Eukaryota; Fungi; Ascomycota; Dothideomycetes; Mycosphaerellales; Mycosphaerellaceae
Exons: 2
Coding region: 1-333 (110 amino acids)
Source: RefSeq, a predicted model, not a curated record
AUGAACUUCUCCAUCAGCAACUGUGACACUGCCUCCACCAUCAAGAGGUACGAUGAUCAAAGCAUCGACAUCAUGACGUUCAACCAGACGUGUCGGUAUCGUGUCCUCAUGGGAGAUCAUCCCGAGGGCGAGGGACAGGACUACGGCAACUCCACGUCAACAUCGCACUUGUCCCAACUUCACGUCCAGCUAUAUUUUCCAGGAGAUCCUCUUCCGUCACGGCAACCCAAGGUCGGCAUCGUGAUUCGAAUCCAGCUCAAGAUGGAAUGGGGUCACGUCCACCCUUCGGUCGCAGCUCGCCGGGACAAGAUGCCGGGCUAUGACCAGUCCUAG